This is a messenger RNA of Manacus vitellinus (golden-collared manakin), 5120 nucleotides long. RefSeq names its product NOP2/Sun RNA methyltransferase 6 (gene NSUN6). Bases 511 to 1920 code for a protein of 469 amino acids. The transcript is spliced from 11 exons. Gene Ontology annotation, biological process: RNA methylation. Lineage: Eukaryota; Metazoa; Chordata; Aves; Passeriformes; Pipridae. The record is from RefSeq and is a predicted model, not a curated record. Gene Ontology annotation, molecular function: methyltransferase activity; RNA binding.
GGCAGAGCAUGAGACAUGAAAAAAGUCCUUGACUUAGGAUAAACACAACUUAGCAAAAAGUCAAAAUAUCCGUGUGUUAUCAACACCAUUCUCAUUCUAAAUCCAAAACACGACACUGUAAGAGCAUCUGAGAAGAAAUUAACUCUACCCUAGCUGAAACCAGGACAGUGGGACAGGAUUUGGAGGUGGUAACACUUCCUUCAUAUUUCAAACAGUGAUACAGUAGCCUUGGAAGGUAUGACUUGGAAGGAUGUGGCAGCAAGGAAACCAGUAACCUCGCUGUAAGUUGAUUGCAAGUGCUAAAUAUGUUAAUGAACAUAUUCUUCAAUGUAAUUAAUAGUAGUGUUGAGUGCAGUAAAAUUGCAUUACUAAAACAGAAGAAUCAGAAACCUCGGCUCAGGUUGUGAGUACAUCUUACGUUACAUUUAUAAACUUAGAGAAUAUGAUAAGAACCACUAUGAAAAUAUUUUGCUUAUUUCCAUUCCUUACCAGCAGAUUUUAUAAAGGAAGAUGUCCUUUUUCCCUAAAAUCUCUUUCCAGCAUGAAGUUGAAGAGUAUCUCACCAAAGUGUUCAGAAAUAACGAGCUUAUUGCUGCUUUAGGUGGACAGGAGGCAGAGAAUAAAUAUCAAUCUCUGUUAAGUCGUCUGUCUCAUCCACCAAGUUUUACAACUGUAAGAGUUAAUACCCACUUGGCCUCAGUGAAACAUGCGAAAAAAUUGCUGUUUGAAGAGAUCCAGAAGCAGUUCAAAGGACUAUGUGUUCCAGUUCUUGAGCACCCAAAACUCCAGGACAUCCUGUUAAUUCCUGUCAUUGGACCCAGGCGAGACUUAAAAAAACAUCCAUCUGAAGUAAUUGUUGGAGCCCAGUGUGGAUAUGCAGUACUUCGAGGAGCACACGUUUAUGUCCCUGGAAUCGUAUCUGCCUCAAGAUUUGUGAAAGCUGGAGAUCUGGUUUCAGUGUAUUCAGAUAUUGAAGGGAAGUGUAAAAGAGGAGCCAAAGAAUUCAAAGGAGUCAAAGUUUUCCUUGGAAAUGGGAUUUCAGAACUGAGUCGCAGUGAAAUCUUCAGUUCAAGCAGCCCACUGAAGGGGCUGGGUGUAAGAAUGAUAGAGCCAGUCUACCUUAGUCCUUCAUUUGACAAUGUGCUCCCUAGUUAUUUGUUUUUACAGAAUUUACCUUCUGUGGUUGUGAGCCACAUUUUAAACCCUCAGCCAGGAGAGAAAAUUUUGGAUAUGUGUGCCGCGCCUGGAGGAAAAGCAACCCAUCUUGCAACAUUAAUGCAUGACCAGGGUGAAGUAAUAGCCAUGGACAAGAUAGCUAACAAGGUCAAAAAAGUCAAGCUGAACGCUGAAUUGCUACAAUUGAAUUGCAUUAAGGCCUUUUGCUAUGAUGGAACAAAGGCUCUUUCAGUUGAGAAACGAGAGGAUGAACAAGAAGGACCUCCAUUCUCACCAGAAUCAUUUGAUCGAAUACUUCUUGAUGCUCCAUGUAGUGGGAUGGGACAGAGACCAAACAUGGCUUAUUCUUCAACUUUAAAGGAAGUGACCUCUUACCAGCCACUACAGCGGAAGCUUUUCACUGUGGCAGUGAAGUUGCUGAAGCCAGGAGGUGUUUUAGUAUACAGUACAUGUACGAUUACACUUUCUGAAAAUGAAGAGCAAGUUGCUUGGGCCCUGAAAAGAUUUCCAUACCUCCAGCUUCAUCCACAGGAACCUCACAUUGGAGGAGAAGGCAUGAAGGGAGCUGGACUGACACUUGAUCAGUUGAAGCUGCUGCAGAGGUUUGAUCCAGCUGCUGUGACAUUGGAAGGAAUGGAUAUUAAUUCUUUGCAAGAUUCCAGAGAAGAUGACCUGAUCUCAUUGGCAAAUAAGGACUGUAUAGGAUUUUUCAUUGCAAAAUUUAUUAAAUCGAAGAGUAAAUAAGGAUCUGGGAAUGCAACCUGAAAAAAUACCUCAGUGAGUCCAAGAACAGUUGAGACGUGAAGUGCGUUUCUUCCUGCUGCAAUGUUACCAAGCCAACGGACUGACGGCAGGGUUGCUAUGGCAGCAGUAAAAUCUGCCAGCUGUUCUGAUGGGAAAGAGCCACAGGUUGCAGCAAGAAAGUCAUGGUUGGGGGAAGGGUAGUAUCAUUUUUAAGUCUUCCUUCGCUUUUGUAUUUACAGCAGGUCAGUGCCUGAAUGACAAGUAUGUUCACUCAUACUGGUGUUGCUUAUCUGGUGCAGCAAGCAUAGGAAGGGGAUGUAAACUACUUUAUGAAAUGAAAACAUAAAUAAAAUAAAUGGGAGCUAUUAUAAUGAAUUUUUGAAAAGGAAGUUUCUAUGGAGGUUUACUGAUAGUUAAUGUUUCAUUAAAUAGUGCUUCACAAAACACUGUAACGUGUUACAAAGAACUGUUUUAUAAAUUGAUACUUAGAACCUCAUUUCUCUUUUAUUUUAAUACAAGCAAGAUUCUCUGUACACAUAGUAUAUACACAAAAUACGAUUAGGCUUUGUAGCAUGUCUUUUAUAGCAGCAUGAAUAUAUUAAACCAUCUCACUCUGGGAAUGUAAAUAAAUAUUGUUUCAACAUCAAACUUCCCAUGCAUAAACUGUAUUGGUUCUGAAAUAGGCUACUGGACUGGCUGACAAGUGACAAUUUUAAAAUCAAACAUUUGCAACAGAAGGGGCUACAGUUGUGAUUAAUAUAUUAAAAGACAGAAAACAAUGCAUAAUACCAUCUGAAAUGUUGCAAAUCACCUUUCAAAGAACUAAGAAUAUUAACUCUUUAUUGGUUAGAAAGCAUCACCAGCUAAAAUCGUGUGAAAAUUGAAAAUGGAGAAGCAUGCUAAUGAGAACUGCCUUAAUACAUUGCUCAAAGAUUUAAUAACCUGAAUUUCUUAAAGAUGUUAGCUGUAUUUGAAAAUUCUGCUUCAGUUCCAGUUUGAACAGGAUUCUCUUUUCUCAGACCUGCUGGAACUGACAAUAGCACUAAAAUUAGAAGGAAAGGUAAGUACAAUUCAAAAACGUAAACUGACAUCUGUGUGUGUUUGUUUCUUUCCUCUCUCUCAUCAAUUUCCAGUUUUAAAAAACAUUAUCUGAAAAAUGUCUGUUUUUUCACACAUAACUAUUUGUUGGAUUAAAAAGAGCAAUAGUUCUUUUAUCAUUUGUCUUUCUGCUGUCAGAAGUGCAUUUGUAUUUGCUUGCAAUCAAAACAAUCUAUAGAUUUGUUUCUCAGUAGUCUGGUUGUUUACUUACAUUUUCUAUAAAUGUUUUGGUACCAUGUUUUCUACUCUUCUAAAAUAAAAAACAAAUGUCUCCUGUUCUGCCAGGGUUGACUAGUAUAUCCUCUGUAAGUCCUAUCUCAGAAGGAUAGGAGGAUGGAAUUCUUGUGUACUACUCUGCUUUUGUUGGUCACUCCUUGCCAUUAAACACAACAUAUCUAAAGAAGAUUUAAAGUAAUUUUGUUUCAUCAGUAGUAGGUGAGAUAUCCUAUGUAGAAUCAUGAAAGCUUGUACUAUAAAUUACAGUCUUUUUAGUCUAAAUAUGGCUAAAAUAAUUACCUGGUAACAAAUUGUUAGUAUGUGUUGAAAUCUUUAACUCAGUGCUAGUAAAAAAGCAUUUUCUUUUUUGCAGAAUAUAUAAAUUUUGUAAACAUUAAUCAGCACACAUAGACUAUAUACUGAAGUUUGUAUAUUUAUAUAAAGUAAGGAACUUUACCUCCAGUUUCAAUAGCAGGAUUUGUGCAAUGCAGAAUUUGAAGGAAUUAAGAUUGCUGAAUUUUUAGUGGAAGAUUUGUUGAGACUUUCCCAGAUUUCUUAAGUUUUGGAUGAUAAACCGGCUUUUCAAGAAGGUGACCUCACUUGAUUUUAUAUGAGAAAUUUCUUGGGGGUGAGGAGUGGGAAGAAAAAGUAGCUAACUUCUAUUUGAUUCCAGUGUAAUUGCAGACCAGACUUCAGCUGAAAAAAAUUACUGAUAGAUGAACUUUAACUAAUAGGUUUGUUUCUGCAAAAGUCAACUGCUAGACUUAAAAGAGUAUUCAGCAUAUUAAAGGGAUAAGCCUCAGCUCUUUCCACGAGGCUGCUUUCCUUGUUGUAGUUGGGGAGAGACUUCGUCAUGCAGUUCAGAACAGAAAGUCAGUUGAGAUGCUCCAAAUCAUACCUUGAAGGAGCCAGCAUCCUUUCUCUGACUACAGGUUUGGCUAAUUUAGAUGACUAAAGUUCGAUGGAUGCCCUUUUUUUUUUUUUCUCCUUUUCCAAUCUUACUGUGACUUUAACUAGAAGUGUAGGAAUGCUUUCUCAUUGACACAUUUCUGAUGUAUAGUGUAUAUAUGUUUUAAAUACAUAAUAGGAUUAGUUUCCUAUAAGAAUCUUUACACACUGAAUAAUUAUACUUCAGUGAUUGGUGCUGAAGCACAGCUGAAUAUAUAUAUAUAUAUGUGCUUAUAUAUACUAUAUGAGAUAUUUAUAUAAUAAAUUUAAAAAGUUAUUGUUCUUGUCAUUGUAAUGAAAGAUUAAUCCUACAAAAUAGAUUAGGCAUGCAAUCAGAUCCUGUCUGUAAGAAAGUCUGAAAAGUAGUUUUCUCUAUCUGCAGAAAGAGUGAUUAGUAAUAGUGCCAAAUCUAAAUAUUCAUCUUGGUCAAUAUAAAGAUACUAAAAUAGGCAGCCUCAUAUAUUAUGAAAUUAUUAUACAGCUUUUUCCUGUUUCAGUGUUAUGGAAUGCACCAUUUUUUGGAUCACAGGAUUUCAUAUGUUUUUUAAGGUAAGGGGAAUAUUUUAGUAAAAAAUAGGCUGGUGAUGGCGAUCAACAAGAAAUUACUUUGGAGUGGGUAGUUUAAAAUAUAAAGAACCUUCUUUUUAUGUUUGAUUGUUCAUGACUAAAAAGUUUAUGAAGAAAUCCAAUUUUGUACUGCAUGAUAGCAUGAUAGAUAAAAGUGGCAAGAAUAAAGUAAGAAAUGAGAACAUGGAUGAGUUAGAAGAACCGGCUUAAUCUCUAUUAUAUCUGAUAUAAAUCUUUUUUGAGUUUGCGUAGGAACACAUUUCUAGGGCGGUAAGUUAUAAAAAGAAACUGUCUAUAAAACUACUGUAAGCUCAUAUGUAACAGUUUGUUAUAUAAAAGUGGGGAAAUAAAUUACAGACAAAUUGCCAAGC